AUGAACGGCACCAACGGCACCAACGGCACAAUAAACGCGGCCAAGCCCAACAUUGGCGUCUUCACAAACCCAAAGCAUGACCUGUGGGUGAGCGAGGCUACGCCGACGCUCGAGAGCGUCAAGAGUGGGGAGGAACUCAGGGAGGGACAGGUUACCGUCGCCAUCAGGAGCACAGGCAUCUGCGGGUCGGAUGUCCACUUUUGGAAACACGGCUGCAUCGGUCCAAUGAUUGUCGGUUGCGACCAUAUCCUGGGCCACGAGUCCGCCGGCGAGGUCAUUGCCGUCCACCCGAGCGUAACAAGUCUGAAAGUCGGUGACCGCGUUGCUGUCGAGCCCCAAGUCAUCUGCAACGCCUGCGAGCCAUGCCUGACAGGCCGGUACAACGGCUGCGAGAAGGUCGACUUCCUGUCGACGCCGCCCGUCCCAGGCCUGCUCCGGCGCUACGUCAACCACCCGGCUGUGUGGUGCCACAAAAUUGGAGACAUGUCGUACGAGGACGGCGCCAUGCUCGAGCCCCUCUCGGUCGCCCUCGCGGGCCUGCACAGGGCCGAGGUGCGGCUGGGCGACCCAGUGCUUGUCUGCGGCGCGGGCCCCAUCGGCUUGAUUACGAUGCUCUGCGCCAAGGCUGCCGGCGCGUGCCCACUGGUUAUCACGGAUAUCGACGAGGGGCGUCUGGCGUUCGCCAAGGAGAUCUGCCCGGGGGUCAUCACCCACAAGGUUGAGCGCUUGUCGGCCGAGGACUCAGCCAAGGCCAUUGUGUCGAGCUUCGGGGGCGUCGAGCCGGCGGUGGCACUUGAGUGCACGGGAGUCGAGAGCAGCAUCGCCGCGGCCAUCUGGGCGGUCAAGUUCGGCGGCAAGGUGUUCGUCAUUGGCGUGGGCAAGAACGAGAUCCAAAUCCCCUUCAUGCGCGCCAGCGUCCGCGAGGUCGACCUGCAGUUCCAGUACCGGUACUGCAACACAUGGCCGCGGGCUAUCCGGCUGAUCCAGAACGGCGUCAUCGACCUGUCCCGGCUGGUCACGCAUCGGUUCGGGCUUGAGGACGCAAUUAAGGCUUUCGAGACGGCGUCAGACCCCAAGACUGGCGCCAUCAAGGUGCAGAUUCAGAGCUUGGAUUGA
Molecule: messenger RNA, 1116 nt
Organism: Parathielavia appendiculata
Lineage: Eukaryota; Fungi; Ascomycota; Sordariomycetes; Sordariales; Chaetomiaceae
Product: GroES-like protein
Exons: 2
Coding region: 1-1116 (371 amino acids)
Biological process (GO): D-sorbitol catabolic process
Molecular function (GO): L-iditol 2-dehydrogenase (NAD+) activity
Source: RefSeq, a predicted model, not a curated record